UUGACUAUUUGUCGUUGUCCCCCCCUCUCUCUCUCUCUCUCUCUCUAAAAGUUGCCUAGUAUUUUUGUUCCCGGGUUUCUACUUCACUUCAAUCUUCGAAUUGGGGGCACUGGAAAUCUUUGACCGGAGAAAAAUCUUCGUAGCUCCCCGGCAUGGGUUGCGCCGGAUCGCGGGAUAAAGUCGAUGAAACUUCGAAGAAGAUACAGAAACCUAAGGCAUGGAAGCACUCUGAAGCAAUAACAAGGGCGCAACUAACACAGAUGCGUGAGGAGUUCUGGGACACUGCUCCCCACUAUGGUGGUCGGAAAGAGAUCUGGGAUGCUCUCCGAGCUGCAGCAGAGGCUGAUUUGACCCUUGCACAAGCAAUUGUGGAUGGUGCUGGAGUUAUCGUUCAAAAUCCCGACUUAACAAUCUGCUACGACGAGAGAGGUGCCAAGUACGAAUUACCCAAGUAUGUUUUGAGUGAGCCGAUAAAUUUGAUAUAGGCGUGACCGUUGAAACGGGCUGUUAUGUAUGUGUGUGUGGAGACUGUAUAUUGUGUAAAUUGGUCUCAUUGAUGUUUUGUUUCUGAAGCUUUUUCGCAUUCAAUACUUGAUGAUCAAACAAAAUGAAUAUGUAGUUCAAUAUUGCACUUUGGGGAUCUUAAACUUUGAUGUUGAAAACGACGUAGUUUCAUCUCUAUCUGGUAAUUCCAGAAACUAUAUAUUAUCAAC
This is a messenger RNA of Erythranthe guttata (spotted monkey flower), 713 nucleotides long. RefSeq lists its product as uncharacterized. The record is from RefSeq and is a predicted model, not a curated record. Lineage: Eukaryota; Viridiplantae; Streptophyta; Magnoliopsida; Lamiales; Phrymaceae.